CGACCCCCCCGUCCCUCUGUCCUCCGUAGAUUCGCGAGAUUGUAAAAAAAGAAAGGAAGGAAAAUAUCUCAGUUCCUCCCUCUUCUUAUCUCCACACCCAGCGCCCUCUCACGCCACUCACUACCAACUCCCUCGAAACCCUAACCCUAACCCUAGAUUCGCGAUGAAAGGAGGGAGAUCGAAGGCGGACACCUCGAGGAAAGCCGAUGCGAAGCUUUCGGUGAAGAGGAAAGCAGCUGAAAAGGUGACGAAGAAACCGGUGAAGAAAGCGAAGGCGGUUAAGGAUCCGAACAAGCCGAAGAGGCCUCCGAGCGCCUUUUUCAUCUUCAUGGAGGAGUUUAGGAAGCAAUUUAAGGAGAAAAACCCUAACAAUAAGCAAGUCUCCGUUGUCGGCAAAGCUGCUGGAGAUAAAUGGAAAUCUUUGUCAGCAGCUGAAAAGGCUCCGUAUGAAGCCAAGGCGGCAAAGCGAAAGGCUGAUUACAACAAAACCAUGGUCGCUUACAAUAAGAACUUGUCUGAUGGCGGAGGGAAAAAAGCAGUAGAGGAGGAAGAAGAGGAAGAAUCUGAUAAGUCCAAAUCCGAGGUUCACGACGAUGACGAUGAUGAAGAGAGUGGAGAGGAGGAGGAUGAAGACGAUGAUGAUGAGUGACGAGGGAGCCAAUGCAAAAAAUGGGCCUAGAGACGUGACGACCCAACUUCUCACCCCCUCUGUUUUUUGCUUUGAUUUUUUCUGAAGCCGGGGGGGUUGGGGAGUGGGGUGGGUAACAGAAACUAUGAAUAGGGUUGUAAUUGUAAUAUUGUCGCGAUGAUAUUUCGCCUGCGUGGGCCGAGGGGCGGCUUGGAUGUGGGCCGUUGAUCUACUCUGCCUUUGUAUCUAGCUUUCGCGUUUGAUGUAUUUUAACUUUGAAUUGUUCCUUUAGCUAGUGUUUGGGUUGCCACUAUCA
Molecule: messenger RNA, 944 nt
Organism: Asparagus officinalis (garden asparagus)
Lineage: Eukaryota; Viridiplantae; Streptophyta; Magnoliopsida; Asparagales; Asparagaceae
Product: HMG1/2-like protein
Exons: 8
Coding region: 164-649 (161 amino acids)
Source: RefSeq, a predicted model, not a curated record